AUGGAUCCAGGAGAUGUGCCACCCCAGCUACAAGACUUAACUCCAGCAGAGCAAAUGCUCAUUGCCAAAGUUCAGCCAGUUAUUCGGCUGUAUCAGUAUCGUUCUUGUGGACAGAUAUUUUAUAACGGCCAUAAAAAGAAUGGUGGUGGCUUUACCUGUCGAUUUGGUUACCCAAAAAGUAUAGAAGAAGAGUCUCAUCUUGAGAAAAACGAGAAUGGUGAUUGGGUGUACACUCCAAAGAGAAAUGACGAAUUAAUUAAUGAUUACAAUCCAUUUGUGGCACAUGUCUGGCGCGCCAAUACUGACUGUAAGGUGGUUACUUCACUUCAGAUGGUAGUCAACUACUUGGCUAAAUACGCUUCCAAAAGUGAGCCGACUUCCCAAUCUUUCCGUGAUAUUUUCUCUGAAUUAUUGCAGACAUCUGAGCCUACAAACUACGCGACCACUGCUCUUCAACGUACAUUAAUGAAAUUAAUUGGCCAAAGAGAUAUAUCUGCUUGUGAGGUUAUGCGAUUGUUGACAGGAAAAGCAUUGUAUCAUUCUUCACGCCAGUUCAUCACAUUGUACAUAUCAAAAGAAGAAUUUGUAGUCCUGAAUGAAAGUGGUGAUCACGGAUCGUCAACUUUUUCAAAAUAUCAGAAUCGACCUCGUCUUGCUGAAAAUAUGACACUAUAUCAGUUCACUAGCUCAUGUAACACGAAUAGUAGAGUGGAAAGACUAACUUACUACCGACAGCCACGCAUUGUUCAAGUCCUACCCAAAGUCACGCUUGGAAUUUCUGAAGAACAUGAUGAACUGUACUAUAUGCAAAAAGUGCUAGUUGUGUCUGCGUUCAGAGAAAUUAUCGAAGCAAAAACUCACAGUACUUGGAAAGAAACGUAUGAACAUCUGGAUGUAGAAUUGUGGGAUUUCGAUGGUGUUGCUGAUGACGAUGAUGAAGUCGAGGUGGUUAAUCCAGAAAUUGAUCGAAUUCCUUGGAUGGAAGCAGCUGCAGUUCCUCAUAAUGUGGUAGCCGAACACGUCCAUCCAGGUGAAAGAGAAGUUGAUCGGGACUAUGAUUGGUUUGAGCGUAUUUCUGCAUAUGACAAUAUACAUGACAAUUUAAAUUUUGUUAAACAUGUAAGUAAAGCUACUCAGCUAGGAAGAGUACGGGCUAAUAGUUCUGAAGUUUUGUUGAAUCAAGAACAACAACAAAUAAUUGAUCAAUUGAAACAGCAACUGAAUGGCCAAACAAAUAUAAAAAGAAGCUUGAUUAUAGGACCCGCUGGUGUUGGGAAGUCUGUAGUUAUAAAUGAGAUUAUCAAAACAACGGAAUCGACCUAUGGUGACGGUAGUGUUGUCAUAUUAGCACCAACUGGUUGUGCUGCUUCAAAUGUUAAUGGCCAAACAAUUCACUCAGCACUACGACUAAAUAUACGAAAUUUUAAUGAGCUACAGGGUGAAAAUGAACGAAAUCUUCAAAUUUUGUUCGAAAACGUCCGUGUCGUAGUUUGCGAUGAAAUAUCUAUGUGUGGGCAGAAAUUACUAGCAAUGAUCGACAAACGCUUACGUCAAGCCAAACCUGAAGACCAAGAUGAAGUGUUUGGUGGUCUUAUUGUGUAUCUAUGUGGUGAUAUGGCACAGUUACUACCGGUGCAAGAUCGAGCUUUAUUCAUGCCAGCUGAUCUUUCAAACCAGUGGUAUACACAUGGACGUUUUGUAUACGAGCACAUCCAAAAAGUUUUUCAACUAAAAACUAUCAUGCGUCAAGCUGGUGAAGAACAAAGUCAUUUUCGUGCUGCUCUUAAUAACAUUGCUCGUGGAACAAUAACAGAGGAAGAUUACAAGUUCUUUUCUUCAAGAUUCAUAUCGAAAAACACCGAAAAGAUCGCCGACUUUUGCAACGCUGUUCGUAUCAUGGCAAGAAAAGAAGACGUGGCUACUUACAACCUUAAGGAGUUGGCUAAGCUACAUAGUCCUGUGGCAUUCAUUCGUGCCAUAAACAAACCUUUAAUAGCCGCAACAGCGAGUUCCGAUGAAUGUCAAGCUCUUGAAAACACCCUCAGAUUAGCCAAAGGUUGUAAAGUCGCAUGGCAGACAGAGCUCUCGGCCAAAAACUACGUUGGCUGCCGUUUGGCCGAUGGUAUCGUUGACUGA
Macrosteles quadrilineatus (aster leafhopper) is the source of this 2136-nucleotide messenger RNA. RefSeq lists its product as uncharacterized. Lineage: Eukaryota; Metazoa; Arthropoda; Insecta; Hemiptera; Cicadellidae. Gene Ontology annotation, biological process: DNA repair; telomere maintenance. Bases 1 to 2136 code for a protein of 711 amino acids. Gene Ontology annotation, molecular function: DNA helicase activity. The record is from RefSeq and is a predicted model, not a curated record. The transcript is spliced from 3 exons.